This is a messenger RNA of Xenopus laevis (African clawed frog), 4180 nucleotides long. RefSeq names its product KIAA1614 L homeolog. Bases 467 to 3673 code for a protein of 1068 amino acids. Gene Ontology annotation, cellular component: apical plasma membrane; cell cortex; nucleus. Gene Ontology annotation, biological process: regulation of cellular localization; centrosome cycle; establishment or maintenance of cell polarity. Lineage: Eukaryota; Metazoa; Chordata; Amphibia; Anura; Pipidae. The record is from RefSeq and is a predicted model, not a curated record. The transcript is spliced from 10 exons.
UGGCCAGGGACAGGCUGCAGCCUCGGUUAGAUAUUUACUGAGGAGAAGUGGGGGAAAGUUUCUACUGGGGGAGGAGGGCGGCACAGAAUGGAGGAAUAAAGAGGGGAGGGAGUAAGAAAAUGGAGAAAGAAGAAAGUUGAUGUGGAGACGAAGGAGCGGGAGCGAGUGAGGGAGACUUGGGAAGAAGCAGAAAUGCUGAGGGGGAGCCCACUGACUGACUGACUGGUGGCGCACACAUUACAGGGCAGAGAUGGGGGGACAACUCAGCUAACGUUGGCCCAGAGGGCUCGCAGCUUUUCGCCAUGUGUCAGAUGGUACGAUCCAGCUGAGCUACACUGGGCCGGGACCGGCCAUCUCCGAGCAGCGCAAAUCAGCAGGAGGGUCUGAGGGCACCAACACCUCAUGGAGACAAAGGGGGGCCCCAGGGACACGACACGGCUGUGCUCUCUGCAGGAUUGUGACAAAGAUGGCAGCGGAGGUGAAUAUGAGGGAAGGUCUCCCUUAUAAAGACACAGUGAAAAGUCAAGUGCUAAAGAACAACUUGAUUCUGGAAAGAACAAGCAACGAGUAUACAGACAAAGGGAAGCCAGUGGUUCGGGAGACAGAGCCAGUCAUGGGAACAUCUGUACUACAGAGUAAAGUAAAAGCACUGAAGCAAAAGCAGAAGGAUUUAAGGACAUUGGAAUUUCAUAAAGGGAAAGACCCUUUGGAGGAUACGUUAAGUGUUCCUCAGCUCCGUACUUACCUAACAGAAGAGACACUGAACUACACUGAGCAUGAAAGGGUCCCUUGUGUUAAUCAGGAGUCCUGGGGUACUGAGGGUUUUAGUAAUGAAUGUGAGGGAGUGAAUUACAGUCAGAACAAGGCUGAGAGUAAUGCACAGAAAUUGCCACAAGACCAUCUAAAAGAAUUUCCCCAGGACUUGUUUGGAUCUCACCACACUGAUGAUGAAUUAAGCUUUAAGAGUUCCUCAAUAAGUUUGGCUGAGAGAGUUGAGCGGAAUAGGCAGGAAUUGAGGUGGAGAUUCAACAGCUCACCUUCUCUUGGCGAAGAAAGCAUCCAGGAUGAAGUGCAGAAUAGCAGCCAUGGACACGUAUCCAGACAUGACAGCUGGAUGGUGCCUGGGGCUGAUGCAGACUGUGAUUCCGGGGUGUCUCUGCCAGAUCCAGAGGGCAGCAGGGAUCUGAGCAUCCGACACGAACAGGCCAAACAGCUGCUACACAGAGCACGGAUGAAAGCAAAAGGGGUCAGUCCCUUGCGCGCCUCUCACUGUGUCCUUCCAAACGCACAAUCACAGCUUCUACAGCAACGUGUUCCCUGUGCUUCUGGUGCUGAUGGGGGCUCUCUAAGCGACAGCUCUGGCAGUGAUUAUUGUUCUUGGCAUCGAAGCUCACGUGGUUCUCCAUCAUCUCACGUGAGAUUUCAAGAUGAAUCAGAGCAUGAUGUGGAGGAGCGAUAUAGAGAACGUCAGCAACAGGGUCCUCAGUCAGCUGGUAUCACCCCAGCUACACCACCAGCUCGACGCUCCAAUGGUCACAUACCCUGGACACAGCAUCUGGUACCUUCUGGAAAUGAAAACCAAUGUGGAACUUGCGGCUCUUAUAUUAAGGGUUUAGGAGGUCAAAAACAGAGUUCAGAGGCUUUUUCCACAGGUUCAAACCUAUGGAAUGCUCAUUUAGGCUCUAGAAUAUCUCAGGAUGUGUCUAUUAACUCCCCUUUGGGAACCAAACCCUCUCCUCACUGGAUUCUUCCAUCACAGCCAUGGAGAGUCCACACUGAACUCAUCCGGGAAACCCAUAUUGGAGGUGAUUCCACAGCCGACUCAUCUGGCGAAGACGAGGUCAACAGGACACAAAAAAAAUCCUGUCGUGCUUUGGGUCCUCACAGGAGCUCUAAAAACACACAACAUAAUGUAGAAUCUGGUUCUAGAACAAGGACAUGUUCAAAUCCAGAGCAGUUUGCUGAUGGAAGAACCAAGACGACAGAUAUUGAGAAAGAGAAGGAAAUGAAUCCAAAGAGUUCCUUGCCGCAGGCUGAAAUGAAAAGCAGCACACCAGCUCUUAAAGAUCCCAGGACGAAAAUGUGUGUAUCAAAUACAGAAACAGAGACUGCAGUGCGGGGACAUCUGCAUAAUAGUAAUGUAAAAGCUGAAAAACAAAUUCCUAUUCAUUAUGCUGAACCCAGAACAACAUUAAACCCCAUAAAUACAACUCCUAAAUUUGGAAAUGAAUGCCUAGAUGCCAACCCAAAUCCAGGUGCUCUCACAAUCCAUGGCCACGUGCCAGUUCCUCCAGUUGGGAAAGCUCCUUCUACUGGGACGCCAAGAUCUGGCAGAUUUACGGUGCGUCCUGAGGGAACUUUUCAUCUGUCUGUAGGUACUUCUCAGGGAGAAAAAAGGGAACAAUUGAGGAAUGAGAAGGGCAUACCAUCUGAUAUUGUGCCAAAAAUCAAAAAUGAGACUCAAGCGAAGCUCAGAGUUUCUGACAUCCAUCCUUUGUCAUUAUCUGAAAUAAGAAUGAAGGAGGAAGGCAGAGAAAGGCCGCAAAAGGUGAAAAAAACCCUAAAUAAGGAGAAGCCAAAUGAAAGACAGGAGCAGAGGAACCCAGAGAGGCCGGAUGUGACAAAUGGACAACCUGAAAGUGAGAAAGCUCACAGGUCUAUGAGACAAAGGAACGCUGAAAGGAGAAGUGUAUCAAAGGAGCAGCACAACACUGAAGUGACUCAGACCAUCAGGGAUCACACAGAUGGAGAAACGUCAGACCUAUUAAAAGAUCAAUUGGUAAAGGAAAGAAAUACUGCGAAAAAGGAACAUAAGCGAAUUACAGGGACAGAUGUACAACAUGACAGCACAGAAACAGUGGAUGUUGGUGCAAGUGAAACAGGCUUUGCAUUCCGUGAACACCCAGCACAGGACAAGCACUUGGAUCAUAAAGCAGAAGAUGCGAAUCAGUGUGUCGCCCCCAAAAGUCCGAUGCAGCCUGCAGCAAGGAAAGGCGACAUCCGCAGUGGAAUGAAGAAAUUCUUAUCUUCCUUUGGCCUGUCCUCCCGUCCCAAGUUGGAGCGAUUCCAGUCUUCCAGUUUGGAGCAGAUUUUUACACCAGCUGCUCGGAGCUCACAAGCACACGCUAGGGGUGACAGGGAGCGAUGUGAGGAAGCAGGGAAGGAUGGCAGGCUGAAGAAGAGUCCUUCACUGCAGUCCUUGAAACUGGUGACACAAUUUCACUUACCACGGAAAGCAUCCUCAGUGCAGAACCUGCUGGGAAAAUCGGAGCGAUCUGCUGUCUAUAUUACAGACGAUGCCAACACGGCACCCAGGCGGGCUCUCAGUGUGGAAGACAUUGGAUCCCCUGGUAUGCCAAGGGUGCUGGGGCGUGUAGCUGAGAUUUACCCUGAUGGAACCCGCCUUUUACAGCUUCAGCGCCCCCCACAAGGCAGUUUUGGUUUCAGUAUUUCAUCUGUAAAUGGACGUCCAGACUCAGGUAUAUACGUGCAGGAGAUGAGUGACGCCAGCACUGCUAAACUCUUCUCGGGCCUGCUGCGUGUGGGAGAUGAGAUUCUGGAGUUGAACGGUACCAAAGUGUCGACUAUUGCACAUGAGCAGCUGAGCAAGAUCAUGGACAGGGAGUCCACUUUGUCUCUACGAGUUUUGCAUCAGAGAAGGACCAAGUGCUAAGAGACAAAGCAGAAGGCAGCACUGCAUGCUGGGAGAUCCCACAUAAAAAAAUGUCAGAUACUUUAUCUUUUGACAGAGGUCGGAGCCAAGAACAAUCUUCGCUACAUUCUCAGCAGGCUCAUCACUUCUCCUGAAAUGGGUCAGCGGCAGUUUAGCAGUCAGUACGUGUUUCUUAUGAUAAAUGGUUUAAAUAUUCUAAGCACAUGGAUUCCACGCUGGCCUUCAGCCAUGUCUGUUUACCAAGUGAUUUCUUUUUAUUUUGCACUCCUGACACCAGUUUGUUUAAAAGCAGAAGUGUCCGACAGUCUGUCCUGUCACCCAUGUACUUGUGGGAAAAAUCUGCUGCAGAAAUAAGGGAUCUUUCUGUUUAUCAGUAUUAAAGCCUGGAGCGGACAUUAUCCUCUAUGCCUUGCACAGCUCACAUUGGCAAAUGUCCUUGUGUAUUUAUGAAUUUAUGGCUUCUCACUGCCUAUUUAAUUUUAAUAUAUUAAAUAUCUUUGUAAUGUA